CCCCUGGAGAGUGGUGACCACAACUCAUCUCUCCUCUUCUCGUCUCCUCUUCCCCACCCCCUACCCAGCGAAAAAUCUCUAUCCCUUCGGAGAAGCGAAGGGCGAUAAUGGCCGCGGCGAACGCGUGGGGGGUGGCGGCGCCGCCGCCUCCGCCGCCGCAGCAGGCGGCGGCGCUCCACCUCGUCCGCCGCCCCUCGGCGGUGGUGCCGGCGCCGGCCGGUCGACUUACCCUCGGCGGCGGUGCGGUGCUCCGGCGCCGCUUGAUUGCCCUGAGGAAUGGGAGAAACCCUAGCUCUCUCUGUUGCCGAUGUAGCGCCGCAUCCUCCGCCGCCGGAGGCGGCGGCGGUGGCGGCGGGAGUGGCUUCGCCGAUUGGGACUGGAGCCGGUGGAGCCGUCACUUCUCGGAGAUCGACCAGGCGGAGAACUACGCUUCGGUUCUUAAGUUUCAACUCGAAGAAGCUAUUGAGAAAGAAGACUUUUCAGAAGCCGCUAAGUUGAAAAGGGCCAUUACUGAAGCAACAUCAAAGGACACUGUAGCUGAAGUUAUGUCUGAAUUGAAGAAUGCAAUAGAAGAACAGCGGUACCAUGAUGCAUCAAGAUUGAGGAGGGUUGCUGGAACUGGGUUGGUAGGUUGGUGGGUAGGGUAUGCAAAGGAUUCUGACGAUCCUUUCGGCAGAAUAGUACGGAUAACCCCAUCAGUUGGGAGAUAUGUAGCCAGGAGUUACAGUCCAAGGCAACUUCUUACUGAAUCUUCAGGGACCCCAUUAUUUGAAAUCUUUCUUAUCAAAGAUGAUGAUGGGACAUACACAAUGCAGGUAGUAUCCUUGCAGUCAGUCAAAGGAAAUUCAACUCUUUCUGCUUCAUCACCAUCAAAGUCAACAGAAGACUCAACUAAAGUUGAAGUGGAAAACCCUUCUAUUGAAAGCCCUAUGAUUAAUGAAGCUACUAAAGAGAAAGGCAAUGAUGGUGCAAAAGCAAAAACAAAUGAAGAAAUCUCAGAGAAAGAAGAAGAUGUAAAAGGAGGUGAUGCUGUAAACAGUAAGGAUAAUGGUGAGGAUGGACUAAAAAGCGUUAUAAAGUUUCUCAAGGAGAGAAUUCCGGGGUUCAAAGUUCAAGUACUAGAUGUUUCUGUCCCUGAAGAAAUCAAAGUGGAAACAGAGAUCGUCGAACAACUAGCGCAGGAAAAUGACGAGAAAGCUGAUUCUUCUGAGGAUUCGGCUGAUGAAACCGCUGAUUUGGAAAACGACCAACAAGAAGAAGAAACACUUCCAGUUGAUGAGGCUUCUGAGGAAGCUGGUAAAGAUUCCAAACUGAAGCUUUUCAUUGGGGGAGUGCUUCACAACAAAGAGGAUGUGUCACUGAAAGCGUAUGCAAGAGUUCCGGCGGAAAUGAAGAGCAUGGAGAAGGAUUCUUUUGUGCUGCAUAUUUCUGGGAGAAAUUCCAAUGCUGAUACAGGGGAAGCAAAAGCUGCGAAAAUUAAAGUUGCAGCUAUUGCUGCUCAAGUGGCCUCGGACCUUAUGCCUUCUGAAGUUGCAAAGGCUUUUUGGAGUACAAGUAAGGCAACCUCAAAGGUUACCAAGGAUGUUCAAGAGGUUUUAAAGCUUGCACUCAGCCAAGCUCAGAGAAGAAACCGACUCUCUAAUACUACUGUCUUUAAUCGAAUCAUCAUGGACAAUAAUGGUCGAGAUCCCUUUGAUGGUUUGUAUGUGGGGGCAUUUGGUCCAUAUGGUCCAGAGGUGGUACAGCUGCGGCGAAAAUAUGGUCACUGGAAUGAUUCAGAUGAAAUGGAUUCAGAAAUAGAGUUCUUUGAAUAUGUUGAAGCAGUGAAGUUAACUGGGGAUUUAAAUGUUCCCGCCGGACAGGUAACUUUUCGUGCUAAAAUUGGGAAGGGGAAUCGCCUCCUAAAUCGUGGCAUCUACCCCGAAGAGCUUGGCGUGGUAAUUUUGUCUGACCUAUGGCUCAAGGUCGGCAGUUUCAAAGGGCAAGGACGAAUAGCCGAACCUGGAUUUAAGAAUCCUCGGUGGGUUGACGGCGAACUGCUCCAGCUCAAUGGCAAGGGAAUGGGUCCGCACAUCAGAGGCGCAGAGCUCGGCUUUCUGUACAUCGUACCGGAGCAGAGCUUCCUGGUUUUGUUCGACCGGUUAAAUCUCCCAGAAUAAUGCGGUUGCAUUACCCAAAUCAAAUUCACGCGCACGUUCCAUUCACACAAGCCCUUGAGAUUGAAAGAAGGCCGAGCGAGAACCCACGCGACCUUCUCCGCCAUUUCCCUGGGAUUUUCGAGCUCCCGUUAACGACCUCAACGUAGUCGCGCUCUUCCUCCGACUCCGAACUUUGCUGUUGUGGGGGGAUUGUAGUAAUCGAAGUUAACUUAAAAUGUUUCUUUUGUAUCAUGUAGAGGUAAAUCUUAAGCCAAUUCCGCUGCUGCCGGCAUUACUUGUUACUGGUCUUGUAAUCUGUUGAAGCUAAUACCAACUGGCUGACUUCUAUGCAUUCGAGAUUGUAAAAUGUUUGCGUAGUUUUGAUACGUAAGUUUUCACUUAACAUACGCAUGAUGUACCGUACAUGAAAAUUUUCCCGGUCUUUUUUUUUUUAUUUUUUGGGUAUUUUGGGUAUAGAGUCCCCAAACUAUCACUUUGGAUGCAUGAAUAUAUUAGUAGAUGUAUCUUUCCUA
Ananas comosus (pineapple) is the source of this 2671-nucleotide messenger RNA. RefSeq names its product protein EXECUTER 2, chloroplastic. Gene Ontology annotation, biological process: response to singlet oxygen; singlet oxygen-mediated programmed cell death. Gene Ontology annotation, cellular component: thylakoid membrane. The transcript has 11 exons. NCBI's taxonomy places the organism in Eukaryota, Viridiplantae, Streptophyta, Magnoliopsida, Poales, Bromeliaceae. The record is from RefSeq and is a predicted model, not a curated record. Bases 108 to 2159 code for a protein of 683 amino acids.